Phytophthora nicotianae INRA-310 is the source of this 570-nucleotide messenger RNA. RefSeq lists its product as hypothetical. The transcript has 2 exons. Bases 1 to 570 code for a protein of 189 amino acids. The record is from RefSeq and is a predicted model, not a curated record. Gene Ontology annotation, molecular function: nucleic acid binding. NCBI's taxonomy places the organism in Eukaryota, Oomycota, Peronosporomycetes, Peronosporales, Peronosporaceae.
AUGUCAGCUACAUACGAAGGAGACGAAGAGACCCAAGAGCAGACUCGGAGCGCGCGCUUGCAUCCUAAAGUUACUGAGGUCUUCCUCGACGAAAGUUACUGCAACGUAAACCACACUGCAGGCUCGUCCUGGGUCGUGAAGCACUCGCCACGUUACGUGGCAAACGGUGCAGGGCAGCGGUACUGCAUUGUCGGUGCUGGGUCUGUCUUCGUCAAGAACGGCGGCUUGUGCGCAGAGUGGGUGCAUGGGUCGAUCAAGAGCUGGCCUUCGCAUUUGAAGGGCGACGGCGACUACCACAGCAACUUCACUGGUGAGCUCUUCGAGUUGUGGUUCGAGGAGCUCUGCCAGUUGCUGCAGUCUCGGUACGGGCCGUGCCGCAUCCACAUGGACGGCGCGGCGUACCACAAGGUUAUCGAAGACCCAGCGCCCGCCAGCUCCAAGACGAAGGCUGUAAUGGUGAAGUGGCUGAACGAGCACGGAGUGACAGUGGGCGUGAACGAUUAUACGAAGAAACAAUUGGAGCAGCUCAUAGCGCAGGUAAGCGCGAGUACAUGUAUUUUGCUAUCCUAA